This is a messenger RNA of Necator americanus (New World hookworm), 645 nucleotides long. RefSeq lists its product as uncharacterized. NCBI's taxonomy places the organism in Eukaryota, Metazoa, Nematoda, Chromadorea, Rhabditida, Ancylostomatidae. Gene Ontology annotation, cellular component: anaphase-promoting complex; nucleus. Gene Ontology annotation, biological process: positive regulation of mitotic metaphase/anaphase transition; protein ubiquitination; anaphase-promoting complex-dependent catabolic process. The coding region runs from base 1 to 645 and encodes 214 amino acids. The record is from RefSeq and is a predicted model, not a curated record. The transcript has 6 exons. Gene Ontology annotation, molecular function: ubiquitin protein ligase activity; cullin family protein binding; zinc ion binding.
AUGCAGGGACGUGCGGAAAGAUGCGAUCCGGACGAAGUUUUCCGAUUAGAGCGAGAAACGGGAUGCAUUCUUCCCAGGGGAGGUCUACUCUCGUUUCAAAUUCACUUGUACUUAGCAGAAAACAAAAUGGACGAAGAAAUGGAUGUAGACGUCGUUGCUGAUGAAAAUGGUCAACAGGUCAAUUCUGUUUCUGAGGUCGCAAGUCGAGUUGCGGAUGAUCCUCUUGAUGAUGACGAAGACGAUAGGACGUACAGUGGUUCUUCAAAUGGAUCCUCAUACGGAGAAGACGAGGAUGGUGCUCCAAUGGUUUCGCUUAGAAAGAAAAAUUUCAACGCGACACCAACAGUUCGGGCAGCUCCAGUUGAACUGCCUACGAAUACUCGUCUGAAGAUCAAAGUGAACAAACUUUUUGUGACUGCAGAGUGGAAGUGGAUUGAAGGCGGAGACGACACGUGCGGCAUUUGCCGUAUGCCUUUUGAAGCUUGUUGUGUUGAUUGCAAAUGCCCAGGAGAUGAAUGUCCUUUGGUACUUGGUCAGUGUAAACAUCCUUUUCAUAUGCAUUGUAUUGUGAAAUGGACUGACGCUCAGAACACUCCAAAGCCACAAUGUCCUCUUUGUAGACAAGAAUGGAAGUUUGCAGACUAA